This is a messenger RNA of Nerophis ophidion (straightnose pipefish), 1711 nucleotides long. RefSeq names its product zinc finger protein 8-like. The record is from RefSeq and is a predicted model, not a curated record. Gene Ontology annotation, molecular function: DNA-binding transcription factor activity; RNA polymerase II cis-regulatory region sequence-specific DNA binding. Bases 356 to 1447 code for a protein of 363 amino acids. The transcript is spliced from 2 exons. Gene Ontology annotation, biological process: regulation of transcription by RNA polymerase II. NCBI's taxonomy places the organism in Eukaryota, Metazoa, Chordata, Actinopteri, Syngnathiformes, Syngnathidae.
GAGAGAGAGAGAGAGAGAGACGUUACCUGUUUGACCAGGAGAGGACUGAAUUCCAUCAUUCUUGUAUCGAUCCGAUACCAAUCCUUCCUUUGGAAUCGGUGGUAUCUCUACCACUAAUAGUUAGCAGCGUGCUAGCUGCUAUGUAAGCACAUCGUAUUAUAAUGCAGCUCGCGGCGAGUAAGUCAGUGUUAUUGUUUAUCUAUUAUGUCGUAUAAAAGACAUAUGUAAUGAUCAAUGUCAGGAUAAAAUCGUCUUCAUGUGGGAGAUGCUUCUCCGGCUAGCAUCAUAGCUUGUUAGCUGCUAACAGGCUGAGGUUAUAUAGGGUGUGAGUGGGAAGUGUUGUGAUUGUGUGGAAAUGUAUAACGUACGAAUGCUGAGAGCGUGGGUGAAUCAGCGACUGACUGUGGCUGUGGAAGAAAUAUUUGUCGUGUUGGAAAGAACGGUAGCAGAGUACGAGGAGGAAUUGUCUCGAAUAAAAGAGGAGAACAAGCGACAACGUCAACUACUGCACGCCUUUUUUAAGCCUCGACUGGAAUCACACAUAUCAGCAGACAUCAGUGAUUAUCUUCCCCCUGGGCAGAGGGAGUGGAGUGCCAGGAUGGAGCAAAAAGAGCCACAGCCCUACCAUUUAAAAGAGGAAGAGGAGGAACUACAGCCCACCAACUUACAAGAGGAAGAAGAGGAGCCACAGCUCCUUCACAUUAAGGAGGAAAAAGAGGAUCAUGGCGUCUGUCAGGUGGGAGAACAGCUCGAAGGACUUGAGGACUUGUCCGUGAUUAGUGUCGUUGUGAAGAGUGAAUAUGAUGACGACAAAAGUGAAAAUGAGGUAAAGAGAAAGGGGGAGCCUCCAAGCACCUUCUUAACUCAACAUAUGACAGCAGAAGCUGAUGGAGAUCACAGUGGAGCAUCAACAGCAGAAACCCUCUUUGCUCGACUAUCAGAUAAUGAUGACACGUUACGCAAUCCUGACACUGAUGAUGAAGACUCUACGUCUGAUAAGGCAUGGCACGCUAAAAACCCACUCAGCUGCUCUGAGUGUGGGAAAACAUUUAGCCAUAUGGGAAAUUUGAACGUACACAUGAAGAUCCACACAGGAGAGAAACCAUUCAACUGCUCCGUUUGUGGCAAAAGAUUCUUUCGGAAGGCACAUUUGACAUCACACACAAGAAUACACACGGGAGAGAGACCUUUUUCCUGUUCAAUCUGUGGUAUAAGUUUUACGCGAGGUCAAUAUUUAAAAAUACACAUUCGAAGACACACUGGGGAAAAGCCAUUUUCGUGUUCAAUUUGCAACAAAAGCUUUUGUGACCGAAGAACACUUGUCGCACACACGAGAACACACUCCAGUGAGAAAGUGUUGAGUUGCAGUGUGUGUGAUGAAAGAUUCUCUUAUAAGUACCAGUUUACCAAUCACAAGUGUGCUGGUGAGAAUAGCAGCAGUAAAUGAAGACAAACACAUGUGUGCAGCUGACACGGGUCUGAAAUACACCCUCGUCUUCAUUAUUUGUGUUCGUGCAUGUGAAUUGCCCAGUGAUCGGGUACAUUGUUACUUAGCAACAGCAGCAAAGGACUGUAAGAUUAUAUGUGACUGAGUAAGCAAAGUAUGCUAAUUUAUAGCCACCGGUGGUUUAUUCAAGUAAUAUCUCACCAGAGGCAGCACUUAAUGCUCUGUAGGCAAAGCAACUAAAAUUGUUACCUGUGGCAUAAUUAA